Messenger RNA from Microstroma glucosiphilum, 1899 nucleotides. RefSeq lists its product as hypothetical. The coding region runs from base 150 to 1541 and encodes 463 amino acids. Lineage: Eukaryota; Fungi; Basidiomycota; Exobasidiomycetes; Microstromatales; Microstromataceae. The transcript has 2 exons. The record is from RefSeq and is a predicted model, not a curated record.
ACGGCCGCGCCCUGGGCCCUGAUUUUCUUGCGUCCCUGAGUGGAGGCGUCGGUGUCAACAGCGGGAGCCGAUGCCGUCUUAGCAAUAUUCUCCCGGCCCGAGGGCUGUAGAGACGCUUAUACAGCUACAACCCCGAACGAGGUACAAACAUGAUCGGUACCUUGUGCCUGAACGGUCUUUCCCACCUCUCUCCCGCUGCCUGCCUGCCGCCGCGCCGCGUCGGCUGCGAAUUGCAGACAAGGGGCACUCCCGUCGUUCGGCCUGCAGCACCAACAAAACCAGCAUAUAAGCGAGAGUUGCCACCGACGGUCUCCCUCCUGCUCCUCAUCGUCUUCUCCUCACGCCCCCUCCCCAUCAACACUCAUUUGACCAUCAUGCCUUCUUUUCGUCAACUCACCAGCCUCGUCGCCAUCACCUUGUCCCUAGCCGCUGCAACGACCAAUGCGCGUUUCGAAGUCGCCAGGGGUCCUCCCCAGCCUGUCAUGGUCAGCCGCUCGCCCAACGCUGCCAGGAGUCUCUUGACCGAAAGGGAGGUUGAAGAUGGUGUCAUGCACCUUCCUUUGGUCCGGAUGUCAAGCCAGAGCAGUGACGCCAGCAAGGUCCUACAGCGAAGAGGCGCCAAGGCUGAGAGUGUCCACAUCAACUUUGACACCUUUGGUAUUGAGGUGCAGAUCAACGGCAAGCCCUACGUCUACGAAUUCAUCGGUAACAGCGACGCCGUCAUGGGUUACAACAUCAAGGAUGAUGCCCAUGCUUGGAAUCCUACCAAGGACAAGGGAGCUCACACCAGCGGCCCCACAGUCACCAACGUCUACAAGAAGACCGCCGAGCAGUACAAGGUCGACACUGUCUCCCUUGGCAAGACGACCUUGAAGGACAUGACGCUUUUGUACGAGGAGCCCAUCGCCAAAUCUCCUCCUGGACGUCCUGUUGGAAAUUUCGGCUUUGGACUUUCAGGCUCAUCUGCUUGGAAGAGCUUCGAGGCUCCAGGAUUCUUGACACGCGUCCACAACACCAAGGCCUGGCCCAAGAACAUCUUCUCCGUGCAGUUGAACCGGGCUAAUGACAAACCUUCUAUCCUCGUACUCGGCGACGCACCCAAGGACAGCUUCUGGUCUCCUAGCCAGAAGAACUCGUGGGCUCUGAACGUCGAGAUCGGCGGCCACAAGGGUAUGGCUGACUUCACCACUACCACCGACGGCAUCGUGGUGCCCGUUGAUGUCGCCGUCGAUCUCAUCAAGCAAGCUGGUCUUAGUCCCCAGAAGGACAAGGACGGCAACAUCUAUGCUACCACCGACUGCAAGCAGACGCUUCCUGAUCUGUACGUCAAGCUCCAGGGAGGACGCAUGAAGUUCGUAUCCGAGUCUCAAUACUACCCCAACGACAAGGGCGAUGGAUGCUUGUACAUCAUCAAGGGCAUGGAGCAGGGUGACUACCCUACACCUUACUCUCUGGGACUGCUCGUGUACGCCAAUUUUGAUUUGUCGUUUGACUUUACCCCAAGCCGACCUAUGAUUGGGGUAUACGGUCUGACCAAGUAGAGGCUGUCAAUAGUACGAUACAGUCGUUUUUGCCGCAGGAGGAAGGUCCCAACGCCUGACUUCGCGUCAUAUCGCCUUUUGGUGGCCCGUGCGCCUCGGCGCUUGCUCCUUUCCGCUGUAUUCCGAGAUUUCAUCAGUCGACAGUGUCUUUGCUCUGCGAAACUUGUCCCCUCCAAAUUUGUCACCUUCCAUUUGCCCCUGAAAUUAAUGACCGAGCCCACUUUCCCUUCAUCAGAAUGCUUUCUUCGUGUGACCAAAGCUUGCUGGCGACUGUGAUUUGACCAUUGCACAAGGACUUCGCCAAGAGCAGGGACGCGAGGUAGCUCUUGAACCAAUUGGGCCGUACCUGAUGAAGAAC